AUGAACCCCCCGGACAAUGGAGUCGCUAGUUUCCAGCCGGUCCAUCGCCCGGAUGGUUCUGCAACCUACACCUGCCCGUUGACGGGGUUCAACGUCCUGGGCGCAGUGAACGCGCCUAUCGAGCUCCCUGCACGCCGCGACGCCCUCAAACCCGAGGAAGCCACACUCGAGGUGUUUGUGAAGCCGGCUACGUCUUCUCCGGCGGUGGGGGAACGGUACGUGGAGGGGAUUCUACGGAACCUGUUGGGAGCGAUAAUCCUGGGUCGCGAGAAGGGAUUCCCCAGACGAGGGGUUGUGUUGACUCUGGCUGUUCUGGAAGGCGGAGAUUCAAAGGCGACAGGUAGAGGAAGCUCGUAUCUCACUCUUCUCCCUGCUCUUCUGCACACGGCACUGCUCGCUUUACUUUCCGCCUCAGUACCCAUGUCAAUGUAUUUUACGACGACGAUCAUCGCCGUGACGCCGUCAGGAGAGAUUAUUUGCAAACCCUCAAUCAAGGAUGCAGAUGAGGCAGCCUCGGUGCAUGUCCUGGCAUUCUCUUCUAAGGGGCAUCUGUUAUUGACUGAGAGCGAAGGGUCGUUUGACUUUGAUACGUGGGAGAAAGUCCAUGAUCGCGCUCUGACGAUCUGCCACCUCCCGGAAGAGGCCAGUGCGGGCAACGGCAAGGUUGAAUACGCGGUCGGAAGUACAUGGCAGAAAUGGCUGGCGGAGUCUGUCGAGGACUACAUCGGGUUCAAAUAUGCUUACGAAUUCGCUUGA
This is a messenger RNA of Penicilliopsis zonata CBS 506.65, 756 nucleotides long. RefSeq lists its product as hypothetical. Gene Ontology annotation, cellular component: cytoplasmic exosome (RNase complex); nucleolus; nuclear exosome (RNase complex). The coding region runs from base 1 to 756 and encodes 251 amino acids. The transcript has 2 exons. Gene Ontology annotation, biological process: nuclear mRNA surveillance; poly(A)-dependent snoRNA 3'-end processing; U4 snRNA 3'-end processing. NCBI's taxonomy places the organism in Eukaryota, Fungi, Ascomycota, Eurotiomycetes, Eurotiales, Aspergillaceae. The record is from RefSeq and is a predicted model, not a curated record.